This is a messenger RNA of Venturia canescens, 4561 nucleotides long. It is a transcript of the gene Lztr1, whose product is annotated as Leucine zipper like transcription regulator 1. The record is from RefSeq and is a predicted model, not a curated record. Lineage: Eukaryota; Metazoa; Arthropoda; Insecta; Hymenoptera; Ichneumonidae. Bases 425 to 2695 code for a protein of 756 amino acids. The transcript has 7 exons. Gene Ontology annotation, molecular function: protein binding. Gene Ontology annotation, cellular component: Golgi apparatus.
GACUCUGAAAUUUACAAAAAAAUAUUAUGAGUAAAAUUUAGUAAUCAAUGUACCAUAUUAAUAUUUGGAGUAUCAAUGAGCAAGAAAUUUUGUUAUAUAUCACUACUGAAACUUUUAAUUCCAUGAAAAAGUACUCAAAAACAUUGUGCCAAUUCACUAGAGCUUGCAAAAAAGAGGACCCAAUAAUUAUUGUUUUUAUUUCAAUAGAAAAUGUAUUCAGUUAGAAAGUAAAUAUUAAUUGGUUAAAUAAUAAAAUAGAUGGAAAAAUAUAUCUGAGAAUACUAUUUUUUAUUAAUAAAAAAUAGUAUCAUAUAUUAAAAAACAUAAGGUUGAUAAGAAAUAAUUCACUGGAUUUUUUGAGUCAGGAUUAGGAUCUAAGCGUCAUUGGCAGACCUAUACAUUAGGAUUAAAAAGAAUUGUGAGUAUGACGACUGCAGAAUGUCUUACCUUGGAUUUUGGUCCGUUUGAAACUGUUCAUCAAUGGCAACGAAUGCCAGAAUGUGACGAAUUUGUAGGAGCAAGACGCAGUAAACAUACCGUCGUCGCUUAUAAAGAUUCAAUUUACGUUUUUGGCGGAGACAAUGGUAUAACGAUGCUAAAUGACCUCUUGCGUUUCGAUGCCAAGGAAAAAUCCUGGGGAACAGCUAUUGCAACUGGAGCACUUCCGGCUCCCAGAUAUCAUCAUUCUGCUGUUGUUCACGACUCUUCUAUGUUUGUUUUUGGAGGCUACACCGGUGACAUUCAUUCCAACUCUAAUCUCACCAAUAAAAAUGAUCUCUUUGAAUAUAAGUUCCAGACUGGACAGUGGAUAGAAUGGAAAUUCAAUGGAAAAACUCCUGUCGCUCGAUCGGCUCAUGGUGCAGCUGUUUACGAUAACAAAUUGUGGAUAUUCGCUGGAUACGAUGGCAAUGGUCGUUUAAACGACAUGUGGACGAUUUCGUUGUCGCCAGGAGAGCCAAGGGUUUGGGAAGAGGUUGUGCAGUCAGGAGAUUCUCCGCCAACUUGUUGCAAUUUCCCUGUUGCUGUGGCGCGCGAGUCGAUGUUCGUGUUCAGUGGUCACAGCGGGGCCAAUAUCACGAACAGCCUCUUUCAAUUCUACUUCCGAGAAAAACGAUGGACUCGGAUUUCAACGGAGCACAUAUUGAGAGCUGCACCCCCACCUCCAGCGCGUAGGUACGGUCACACGAUGGUGAGUUUCGACCGUCAUCUGUACGUAUUUGGCGGUGCUGCGGACUCGACGUUACCGAGUGAUCUGCACUGCUUCGACUUGGACACUCAGACGUGGAACAUCGUUUUACCAUCGCCGACGAGUAAAAUACCAUCCGGUCGUUUGUUUCACGCAGCGGCAGUGAUCGGCGAAGCAAUGUUCAUAUUUGGUGGUACGGUUGACAACAACGUACGCUCAGGAGAAACGUAUCGUUUUCAAUUUUCAUCCUAUCCAAAAUGCACGUUGCACGAUGAUUUUGGUCAACUUUUGAAUUCUCGAUUGUUUUGCGACGUUGAGUUCGUCGUUGGGGAUCCUGAGAACGAAACGAAAAUACCAGCUCACAUAGCCAUGGUAGCGGCAAGAUCCGAAUUUCUGAGCGCUCGUAUAAAACAGUCGAGGGAACGACGGAACAAACAUUUAGAAGAGGUUUACGGCACCGUCGAAGUGCCAAUAAAAGACAUGCCCCUCCUCGAAGUUAGACUCGAAGAUACUGCUCCCGAAGCCUUUGAAAUGGUACUGAACUACAUAUACACCGAUCGAAUCGAUCCAACCAAAAGGAAUAAUGACCUGGAGCCCGGAAAUCGUAUAGUUUUACUUAUGAUGGACGUUUACCGCUUAGCCGUUCAAUUUCACAUGGUUUGCCUGGAACAAUUGUGCGUUCAUUAUCUCGAAGCAACUAUAACACACGCGAACGUGCUCGAGGCAUUGCACUACGCGGCCCACCUUAAACUCUACUUCAUCAAAGAAAUUUGUCUCGGCUUCGUUGUCAAGGAAAGCAAUUACAAUCAGAUCGUGAUGAGCCAAGAUUUCGAGACUCUCGAACAGCCGCUAAUGGUCGAGGUUAUCCGUCGACGACAAAUACCGCAAACACGAAGUUCCACCAAACAAUUCGAGUCGGGAACUGGUACCACUUUGGAACAGGAUAUGGAAGCAUUUUUGAAGAGCGUUGGUCGAGAAUUUUGCGAUAUUACGCUUAUGCUUGAUGGUGUACCAAUUCCUGCUCACAAGGCCGUCUUGGCCGCUCGAUGUGGUUACUUUGAAGCCAUGUUUCGGUCUUUUAUGCCCGAAAAUAAUACAGUCAACAUUCAAAUUGGCGAGAUGAUACCUUCUCCGGAAUCGUUCGCCUCCCUUCUCAGGUAUAUUUAUUACGCGGAUGUAGCCAUGCCACCGGAGGACUCUUUGUAUCUCUUCACUGCUCCCAUUUUUUAUGGUUUUACGAAUAACCGCCUUCAAGCAUUUUGCAAGCAGAAUCUAGAAAUGAAUGUAACUUUUGAAAAUGUUAUACAAAUAUUGGAAGCUGCUGAUAGGAUGCAGGCCACUGACAUGAAAAAGUACGCCUUGAAUCUCAUCAUCCAUCAUUUUAGUAAGGUCGCCCGAUUACCGAGAUUGAAACAGCUGAGCAGAGAUCUUUUGUUGGAUAUACUGGAAGCUUUGGCUGACGAACAAAGCGAAGUCCGCACUUGUCAGGAUAUGACAAGCGAUUGCUGACGUUAUGUCUCGAGUCGUCGCCGUUCCAGGCUACGAAGUCCAGGUGCGCGUUGUCUGCCGACGCUCGGAAGCGGUCUAAGAGUCAGUACGACCGUGCAACGACUCGAUUGCGCUGGAUCGAGUAAACCCUCGGCGUCGUUGCUCAUACCCGACGGAAUAAUGGGACUUAGCGAUCUUCCAAGUUCACUCUAUUCCUUGAAGCAAUAGAUUCAGCCGUUAUCUCUAAAGUUGGCGUGAAAACACAGGAUGGAAUUCGAUCUUAAACACACGAACGAAUGAAAACCUCAAUGAGUCACGAAAUUUAUGGCAAAAAUCACUUUGACACAGUGGAAUUAUAGCCUACGUCCUUGGAAAGACAACCAGUUCCCUAUAAGGUUGCCCAGGACGGUUACGAGGAAAGUACAACGGUGAAUAUCUCGAUCGUGAUAGAUAAGGCAGGAUAGUUGAGAGGUCGGUAAAGAAGAUCCCCGUCCUGAGGUGGAUGUGAAAAUCUAAACGUCUUUUCACAUUUCGCCUUUGAUACGGUCUCACAGACUCAUAAGUAGGGCUGAGUGACCGCACCGUGCCCUAGAUACCCAACACUGAGGAUUUAUGGACAGAUUUUUCUCAGCAGAUCUGGAAUCAAUUGUGCCGAUUUUGGACGCAAAUGAAAAAGUGUCCACGAAUUAGCUUAAAAUUGGCUUUGCAGGUUAUGUAAUGUCUCCUCGGCUCCACGUUUUGUUGAAGGGGCAAAAAAAUUUACCCUCACCACUGAGAAUCGAUUUAUUAGGAGAAAGUAUAGACUCGACGAGCCUUGGGCUAGAGUAUGGUACUUGUCCCAGGAGCCUGUCGACUGUCUCUUCAAAUUUGUGGUUACAUCUUAUUGAAAUAUAAUAGACUUAUGAAGUUAUUGCAAAUAAAUACAAACGAAUAAAAUAGCCUAACGUAAAGUUUAGAUUUGCAGAAAUAAUGACGUUCCCCAGACCUCCUGAUAUGCACUUGUAUCGUUGUAUUCUCAAAAUUAAACGGUUACAUGCUAAACUUUUAUUUCUAAAAAAUUGUAAUUGGAUUCUCUGUAAUAGAGAAUUAUGAAAGUGGUUUGCCCAAAAGUUUCAAAGUGAUUGUAAAACUAUGAUUUUUCAAAAUUACUCACUUUCAAGAAGUCUAUUAAAACUUCAAAAUUUUGCGAAAAUAUCCUAAUUCCAUGUUGCCUCGUUCAAAAUUUGGCGAGUGAUUCAAAAGCACUGCCUCGAAUGUGUUUUGAAUUUAUAGAAACUUAUGGCCUUUGGCAAGUCCUACUGUAUGCAAAUUGUAGCGCUGUGUCAAUGAUUUUUACACAACUUAAAAUUUUAUCGAAAAUAUCUUUGAAAAAAGAUUUUUUAAGAGAUUAACGAGCGGCAAAAAAUGUGAUAAUUGAUUCGGCCAAAUUUUCAUAUACUGAGCAAAUUUUAUUCAAUUUUUGUUGAAUUUUAGAUUUGGUACAAUGAUGAAAUCAAGAAUUCUGUGCUGUCUAUUCGUUUUUCUAGUUAAAGUAACAGUUUUUAUGUGUCUAAUCAUUUUUCUGCAUAGAGGCAGAUCAUUGAUCGGCAUACUUGGUCCUUUCGUGACGAUUCCUUAAAAUUUCGCACGUCUACAAAAAUAUUUUGAAUAUGGAGAAGAAUUUUCAUACGUUCUUAUCAAAUCGAUUGUUUUUUUUUCUAUAAAUUAUAAAAACGUUAAUAAAAAGAAUUGUUGAAAUCUUGAUUUUUAUUGUCGUCCAAUACAAUUGGAAUGAGAUUUUGACCUUUUGAUACCAUUGUCGAGCGAUAAGCUGAGCUCCAUCAGGCAAGUGAUGAGGAAGGCUGUAAUGGAAGAUGGGAAUAAAAAAACCGAUGACGAAUUAAUAAA